Molecule: messenger RNA, 3939 nt
Organism: Erpetoichthys calabaricus (reedfish)
Lineage: Eukaryota; Metazoa; Chordata; Cladistia; Polypteriformes; Polypteridae
Gene: agbl5
Product: AGBL carboxypeptidase 5
Exons: 18
Coding region: 408-3359 (983 amino acids)
Biological process (GO): protein deglutamylation; proteolysis
Molecular function (GO): metallocarboxypeptidase activity; zinc ion binding
Source: RefSeq, a predicted model, not a curated record
GUUUGUUUGGGUUUAAAGUGCCGUGCCGAUGUGCUCAGGGGGCAGGGCAGCUGGAAACGGGGCGACCAAAACAAGGGGGUUCCAACUUUCAAAUAUACACUUGGGUAUCUGAGUGUGGGUGGGAUUACAGUCAUUUAUGUGUGCACGGAGAAUAUCGUUGUGGUUGUGAAACAAAAAUGUAACCUCGCUUUGAAUUUGUGGCUUUUCAGAAAUGGAGAAAUAAAUCAAGCGAAUUAAAUCAACUUAAAGACAGCGUUUUUUCCUGGAUCAAAAUAUUAAGAUGGCUUUCACUCAGGGGAUUCUCUCUGCUGUGGUAGGACUACCUGCCAACUUCUGUGUCAGAUUUUUCCUGCUGUCUUAAGUGAUGAUGAGAAAAUGAAACAUAUUUUGGAGUGCUCUAUGGAUCUAUGUUAAAAAUGGAGAUUCGUUGUGGUGGCCUCCUUUUUAGUUCUAAAUUUGAUUCUGGAAACCUGGCCAGAGUGGAAAAGGUUGAACGCCCUGAAGCUGAUACCGAGACUAGUGUUAAUGCAAGUACAUCAUCUGGAGUUUUUGGAGGUGUCAUUUCUUCACCAGAUUAUGAGUUUAAUGUUUGGAAUAAACCCGACUGUGCUGAAACUGAGUUUGAAAAUGGAAACAGGUCCUGGUUCUAUUUCAGUGUCCGUGGGGGAACACCAGGAAAACUUAUUAAAAUUAAUGUAAUGAACAUGAAUAAACAGAGCAAACUGUACUCUCAAGGAAUGGCACCCUUUGUAAAGACUCUACCUGUAAAACCAAGAUGGGAGAGGAUACGGGACAGACCUACAUAUGAGGUAAUUGAGAACCAGUUUAUUUUGUCCUUUACUCAUCGUUUUGUAGAGGCCAGAGGAGCUACAACAUAUUUUGCUUUCUGCUAUCCUUUUUCAUAUACUGAGUGUCAGGACAUGUUGCUACGGUUGGAUCAGAAGUUUGCAGAGUCAACUCUACUGACCCCCAGCAGUUCUCCAGAUUCAAUUUAUUACCACCGGGAGCUGCUGUGCUACUCUUUAGAUGGACAUAAUGUUGAUCUUAUCACUGUUACUUCUUGCCAUGGAAUGAUGGAAGAGAGAGAACCAAGGCUGGAAAAAUUGUUUCCUGAUAACUAUACCCCACGCCCACACCAGUUUGUUGGAAAACGAGUUUAUUUUCUUAGUAGUCGAGUACAUCCAGGUGAAACACCUUCAAGUUUUGUGUUCAAUGGAUUUUUAAACUUUAUUUUGAAACAAGAUGACCCUCGGGCCCAAAUGCUGAGGAGGAUGUUUGUCUUUAAAUUAAUUCCAAUGUUAAACCCUGAUGGAGUAGUAAGAGGUCAUUACAGAACCGAUUCCAGAGGUGUGAAUUUAAAUCGUCAGUACCUCAAUCCAGAAUUUGAACUUCACCCCUCUAUUUAUGGAGCUAAGGCUAUCAUAUUGUUUCACCAUGUAAAUAAUCGUGUUUGUCCUGAUUCACCAGAUUGGAAGUCGUUUGUAUCUCCAAUGUGUUCAGAUUUGUUAAGCACAAAGCCUUUGAAUCAUUCCAAUAGAAAUUGUAAUUUUCCUUCAGAUACAUUAUCUGAAAUGGAAAUAAGCAAAAAUUUGAGAAAUGAAGAACUUUGUAUUGAACAAGAAGGUUUCACUUCUAUACAUGAUUUUGAUCAUGAAGAAAUAACUAUGCAGACUGAAAACAGUGGGCAGCUAACCUCUGAAAACUUAAAUAAAAAGGAAGAGACUUUGAAAAAUGAUAAGGUUGUACCUUCAUAUACUAUUAUAAAAGAUGAAAAUGAAGAAAUGAAAGGCAGAUCUGAUAACCCACCUCAGCAUAUUCUUCCUCAUGAGAGUGGCAUUGCUUAUUAUGUUGAUCUUCAUGGCCAUGCGUCAAAAAGGGGUUGCUUUAUGUAUGGGAACAACUUACCUGAAGAAAAUGAACAGGUGGAAAACCUACUUUAUCCAAAAUUGAUAUCUAUGAAUUCAGCCCAUUUUGAUUUCUUAGGCUGUAAUUUUUCAGAAAAGAACAUGUAUGCCAAAGAUAAAAGAGAUGGGCAGUCAAAGGAAGGAAGUGGACGUGUGGCUAUUCACAAAGCCAUAGGGUUAAUUCACAGCUAUACUCUUGAAUGUAAUUAUAACACGGGACGCUCAGUAAAUACAAUUCCUCCAGCUUGUCAUGAUAAUGGUAGAUCAAGUCCACCACCACCUCCUGCAUUUCCUCCAAAAUAUACAGUUGAAGUAUUUGAACAGGUUGGCAAAGCUCUGGCUGUUGCUGCAUUAGACAUGGCUGAAUGCAACCCUUGGCCUCGGAUCAUAAUGUCUGAGCAUAGCUGUCUCACCAAUUUGCGAGCAUGGAUGUUGAAACAUGUGAGAAACAGCAAAAGUGUAACCAACAAUUCAAAGAAGAAUGGAAAUAAGCUUUCCCCUCCAAAAGGCUCAUUUGGCCUUACAACCUCAGCCUCAGAAAAUGCCCUAAACAGAACCAGAAGUAAUAGUAAUGGCACCACCAGUGGUAGUAGCAGCAGUCAACAGAAUUCCCCACAACUGAAAAGCUCGCCCAGCUUCACUUUUGGCUGCAGUCUUGGCAUUGGAAGACCUUCUUGCUCAACAACAUCUAGUCUGAGUCUACAAAAGGGUGUCCAGAGGGUUCUAGGACCAGUGAGAGAGUCUAGAGCUCAGGAGAAGAGGCGUCCUCACCACCAGUCAUUGUUAAGAGCAUCCACCAGCAAUCCCAGCUGUUUCCAGUCCUCCCCAGCCCAUAUUCCAAUACCUUCCUCAUCCUCUUUUAGCAUGGGCCUUCCCAAGAGUUCUUCCACCUCCCAGCAGCUUUCCAACCUUGGCCCUUGUACUAUUCCAGCUUCUUUCAGCAUGUCAGGCUUCAGCUAUUCUAGUUUGCAUGCUGGGUCCCACAAUAGUGGCUUUCAUUUAAAGGGUCAAAUACAAGAAAAUCAUCAAAUAAAAAAGGAUUCCAGGCCUGGACAUGUUUCACCACAGAACUCUCAGAAGAAAGGAAAUCUCCGUUUGAAGUCCUCAGGAGAUUUUUCCAGGAAUGAACUAAAGACAAGAGGCAGCAAAAUCCCCAUUAGAAAAAAUGCAGUAUUUGGUCCAAGUGUGUUUCAACGUAACAUUCUUAAUGGGGAACCAAUUUUGAAAGUGUGGAGUCUCAAAAAGCAACCAACAGGAAUGGGUAUUCUAGGUGUGGAAAGUUCAGCCUUGCUUCUCAACUCCAGACCACUCCAAAAAUAUAAGAGACCAGGAUCACUAAAUGUGAAUGACCCAAAUUCAAGGACACCAACAGAUACCACUAAGGAUCUUACAGAAAACCAGUUAUCCUCAAGGGAGAUUCUGACGUAUUCAAGCAUCUUGUGCAGCGAAGCAUGAACAAACAGGAGGAGCAAUUCACUGUUCACAGAAGGUGGCCAGCCUGAGGUUAUUACAAUUAUAGCUCUGAUUAAGCUGCAUUAUCUUUGGGUGUAUUUAUUCACUUUUAGUAAAUGGCAUCCACAGUGGUCUUUCUGCAUGUCAUCCAGGAAAGACUUAAUGCUUGAUGGGACAGAAAUAUGAGCUUUGACUGCCAUCCAGGCCGCAUGUGAUGUGCAGUUUGCUGCAGGAUGUGCUCCUUUUUUCCAGCAUCUUAAAUGGGAGUCCAACUCAGUGGAUUGUGGAAAGGAUACGUAUUGGCAUGCUUGCUGCCACUUAAAGUCAAGUGGUCUGUUGGGUCAAUGAAACAAAACAGCUCUGUUGGCAGUUCUUUAAUUCACCACCAAAAUAUCUUGCUCAGGUUUAAUCUUUACAAGCCACUGCACAUGUAAGACUGAAUACUUGUGUUUAUUUUUCUAUUUAUUUGCGUUGCGGGGUUUGGUGCUUUACUUUUUAAUCAGACACCAUUUCUCAAUUAUCUCACUACUUUUCAUUUCACAUUAUUUUGUUUUCUGAACUUUCUUAGCAUGGUUAUAAUUAU